This is a messenger RNA of Lolium rigidum, 1812 nucleotides long. Its product is annotated as germacrene A hydroxylase-like. The record is from RefSeq and is a predicted model, not a curated record. Lineage: Eukaryota; Viridiplantae; Streptophyta; Magnoliopsida; Poales; Poaceae. The coding region runs from base 50 to 1573 and encodes 507 amino acids. The transcript has 2 exons. Gene Ontology annotation, molecular function: monooxygenase activity; oxidoreductase activity, acting on paired donors, with incorporation or reduction of molecular oxygen; heme binding.
AUAAGUUGAUCAAACUUCACACUUCCUGUAAGCUAGCUGCUAGGCUGCGAUGGAGGCGUGGCUAAGCCUGUGUUUCAUAGCCCUCAUCACUAUACCGGCCCUUUGGUUUCUCAACCUCUCGGGGACCAAGAGCAAGCCACAUAAGCCGCAGCCUCCCGGGCCGUGGACUCUCCCGAUCAUCGGCAGCCUCCACCACGUCAUCAGCGUCGUCCCGCACCGCAAGAUCACGGAGCUGUGCCGCCGGCACGGGCCACUCAUGCUCCUCAAGCUCGGGGAGGUCCCAGCCGUGAUCGUCUCCAGCGGAGAGGCGGCGGCGCAGGUGUUGAAGACGAACGACCUCACGUUCGCGACGCGGCCGGGCACCCCGACGCAGGACAUCGCCGGCUGCGGCGGCAGGGGCAUCAUCUUCGCACCCUACGGCGACCACUGGCGCCAGAUGCGCAAGGUGUGCAUCGUGGAGCUCCUCAGCGCCAAGCAGGUGAGGCGGAUGGACGGUAUCAGGCUGGCGGAGGUGGGCAGCCUCCUCCAUUACAUCGCCGGCGCCGCAUCAACCGGCGCCUCCGUUAACGUCAGCGAGAAGAUGAUGGAGCUCAGCAACGGCAUCGUGGCGCGGGCGGUGUUCGGUGGCAAGUUUGCCGAGCAGGAGGAGUACAUCCGCGAGCUGGACGUGGUGCUCACUCUGCUGGGUGGGUUCUGCCUCGUCGACCUCUUCCCGUCGUCGCGGUUAGCGCGUUGGCUCAGCUUUGGCGCGCGCCGCAUGCAGAGAAGCUACGGCUGCAUGCAGCGCAUCAUUGAAAACGUCAUUGAGGAGCGUAAGGCCGUGCGAGCUGCCGGAGAAGGCACCUGCAACGUCGACGACGAGGACCUCCUGGACGUGCUGCUCAGGCUGCAGAAGGAGGACUCACUCGCAUUCCCCCUAACCACUGAGAGUAUAUGUGCCGUCUUAUUUGAUAUAUUUUCAGGUGCUACAGAUACCACAGGAACCAUUUUGGAAUGGGCUAUGUCGGAGCUUGUCCGUCAUCCUAAAGCCAUGGCUAGGGCACAACUAGAGAUCAGAGAGACCCUUGGUCAAGAUCGAGAUGUCAUUACUAAUAGCGACCUUACUGAACUAACCUACAUGCGAAUGGUCAUUAAGGAGGUUCUUAGGUUGCAUCAACCCGCUCCUCUAAUUCCCCGCAUGGCCAGAGAGGAUUGUAAAAUUUUAGGCUAUGACAUGCCUAAAGGCACCACAAUAUUCAUUAAUGUCUUUGCAGUUUCUAGGGAUCCAAAGUGUUGGAAGAACGCUGAAGAAUUUGUGCCAGAGAGGUUUGAGAACAACACAAUGGAUUACAUUGGGACACACUAUGAAUUCACCCCCUUUGGGGCAGGACGAAGGCAAUGCCCAGGGAUGCUAUUCGGCACGUCAACCUUGGAAAUUGUUUUGGCAAACCUUCUCUACCAUUUCGAUUGGGUUCUUCCUGGUGGGACGAGCCUAGAGUCAUUGGACAUGUCUGAGAAAUUUGGAAUAACAGUGGGAAGAAAAACCGACCUACAACUAAUAGCUAUUCCAUGUGGACACUUCAAAGCCACAUAGACUUAUAUAGUUACUUCAGUGCUCGUGGACAUAUUCAUAUAUAUUUACACACCACCAUCUCGAUAUAACCACGAGGUUACACCGACAAGAACAGAAAGUCAUAGACGAUGUUUUUGUACUAGAAGUAUAAUAUUCCUAGCAACAAAAAUAUUAGUAUCCAUGCCAUUGUACUUUGUGUGAAUGCAAAGAGGAAAUAAAAUGCAUUCAUACCGUAAAAUUACAUGUUGUAUUCAGUUCAA